Molecule: messenger RNA, 906 nt
Organism: Rubroshorea leprosula
Lineage: Eukaryota; Viridiplantae; Streptophyta; Magnoliopsida; Malvales; Dipterocarpaceae
Source: the annotation of a GenBank genome assembly
AAUUAUUGCUUAGGUUGUUUCAGCAGCGCGUGAGUUUGAUUCCAGUAUGUUGUCUCUUGUUUGUGCAUAGCUGUCUUUUUUCAAAUUAUCACUACCCUUGGUCCUUCAAAAGAGGGAUCCCAAUGUAGCUUUGCAGGCACCAACCAAACCAUUUUGCAUCUUGUAUUCAAGCUUCUGAAGAACCUGAGGUUUCAGUCAUAAAAAAAGAAUCUGAGGUUGUUCGAGAUUCUCGAGUGUGGACUUUGUAUUCAAGCCUUCGUUCCAUUUAUGACAUUGCUUUUCUACACUUUUGCUUAUGGUUUUAAUAUCGUGUCUGUACUCAUGUACAAUCUUUUGUUUUUGCAGAUUUUCUUUGUAUCGUCUGGUUGUUCGUUUGGUUCCCAUAAUCAUAUGGAAUCUUUUUAACUUGUUUUACAGAUAAACGGGUGGAUGGCAACAAUUAGGGUGCUGCUAAAAUUGCUAACAGCGGCAUCUUUGUUCAAUGUUAUGCUACCGACUCACACAAACCACAAGUAGAAAGGAUUACAAGGACGCAAAUCACUUCUUGUCAUGUCCUUUUCUAGUCGUAGUCAUGAACACCUAUCUCCUAUUGUCUUGUCCACAACUGAUGGAAAUACUAGUGUUUUGGAUAUUGAUUCAUAGAUAGCAUGAAAUUAAGGUGUUAAUUUUCAUGCUUUCUCAUAGACAAAUCCAAUAAAUUUUUGUUGCAACACUUAUAAUUCAACUCUGGCAACACGAGACAAAUGAUACUCUAGUCCAUAGUCAAACUCAGAUAGAUUUUGUUGUAAACAACAUUGAAGCUACUCCUAUGCUUCUUUGUGUCUUUAAGAUUUGCUCAAAAGAACCUUCAGUGAUAUGUCCAUAACCAGAGUUUGCCACCAAGGAUAAUAAGAAACUUCAUUCCAU